GGCCCGCCGGGGCGGGCAACGGCGCCGUUGCGGCCAGGGCGGGCGCGGCCGGCUGCAGCUCGAUAGGGGCCGCCAGGGGCUCGCCCGUGAAGGCCUCCCCCCUCGGCAGCGCCGCGGCCGCGGCGCGCCUGGUGGCGAGGUCGCCCUCGGCGCCCUCGGUGCUGGCCUCUCCCAGCCGCCCCACGCGCGGCAGCGUCACGCCCCCGCUGCUGCAGAGCCCAGUGCUGCGAGCGUUCGGGACCGCGCCACCCCGGCGCGGGGGGAGCAGCGCGGACGGCUGGGGCGCCACGGCCAGCGCAGGCACCGCCAGCACCGGCAGCGGCGACACGCCGCGCAACCUGACGGACUGGCGGAAGUCGCUGGCGCUGGCGAGGCGCCAGGACGGGUCGACCUCGGAGCGGCCGUCGCUCCGGCAGCAGGCACAGCAGCAGGGCGCGCAGCAGCCGCAGCUGCCGCAGCAGCAGCCGGCGGUGCCGCAGCCGCAGCAGCUGGCGGCGCUGCCCUCGCAGCCGCAGCAGCUGGCGCAGCAGCCUUCGCAGCAGCAGCAGCAGCGCCUGCGGCCGUGGCGUUGACCGCACGGGGGGGCCGACGCUGGCCUCUCGGUCGCUGGGUGCCGAUCCAGCUGUUCUUCCUCCAGCGGGAUGCCAUGGCCCACGCCGAGUUUGCAAGGCGCGCCUGGCAGCCGCAUUUGGCGUUAUGCCUUCUACUUGCGCACGGACCACCUGGCUCAGCCUUUCCUGAUUGCGG
Messenger RNA from Prorocentrum cordatum, 747 nucleotides. NCBI's taxonomy places the organism in Eukaryota, Dinophyceae, Prorocentrales, Prorocentraceae. The record is from the annotation of a GenBank genome assembly.